CAGUGCCGGGGGCAGUACGUCAGCGUCCACAGCGAGGAGCACUAGUGCGGGCGGCAGGUGCGCAGAGACCCGUCCCCGGCGGCCAGGACUGCGGUCACUCUCCGGGACUGACAGCGGCAAUGGCGGAGGCAGGGUGCGGGAACCGGGGAGGCGGCACUAUGUGAGUUUGCCCGGCAUUCAGACCCGUCCACCUGCCCUCUCCAUCCCUCCUGUGCUCGCCGUCUUCUACACUGGCAUGUGGCCAUAGGAGACCGGGGGGCUGAGGUCCUCUGCCAUGGAGCCCCCUGCAGAAAGUCCAUGUCGGGCAGCGGAAUACCUGAAGGAGCUCAACAAGAUCAUUGAGACCCAGCAGGAGCUUCUGGGGAAGCAGAAGAAACGGAUUGACGAGCUGGAGGAGCAAGUGAGCACCCUGUACAAGGAGAAAGCCUGCCUGCAGGAGCAGCACCACAAGCACCUGGCCACCUGCAGGCUGCACCAAACGGCGCCCCCCUGCCUGGGCUCCAUCCAGGAGAACAAGUAUGAAGAAGAAGUGCCAAGAAAUGUAAGGGUAAGAAGACCACCUGUUCCUGGUGCUGGAACGAGAAGUAUACUGUAA
This is a messenger RNA of Bufo gargarizans (Asiatic toad), 595 nucleotides long. RefSeq names its product IQ motif and SEC7 domain-containing protein 2-like. The record is from RefSeq and is a predicted model, not a curated record. Lineage: Eukaryota; Metazoa; Chordata; Amphibia; Anura; Bufonidae. The transcript is spliced from 3 exons. The coding region runs from base 275 to 595 and encodes 106 amino acids.